This is a messenger RNA of Danio rerio (zebrafish), 2280 nucleotides long. The record is from RefSeq and is a predicted model, not a curated record. NCBI's taxonomy places the organism in Eukaryota, Metazoa, Chordata, Actinopteri, Cypriniformes, Danionidae.
CACACACACACACACACACAGCAGACUCUGGCUCCUCGGCGGCAGAUAUGCGCGCAGGUUUAUGAGCAGAUGAACUCUUAUCUUAUCCAGUUUAAUAUAUGACUGUUUACAGCCGCAGUGACCCUGAGCUCGCACAUCAACAGCCCGAAGAUCAGUCAAUAACCGACGGCCACCGGGCAGAGGUCAGAACCCGCGGAGACACCGGCGACACCGGCUGCUGUUUCUGCUGUCAACAGAGCAGUCCUGAGGGGCCAAACAUCCAUGCGCGGAAAACUGCAGACUCAUGAUCGCGAGGAGAACCACAGGUGAUCUCUGAGACACACACACACACACACACACACUCCGUCACACGCACCGACACCGGCUCUCCUCAGACCGCGGCCGCGCGCGCAGCACCAUGGGCCGCUACAGCGGGAAGACCUGCCGCCUCAUCCUGAUGCUCGUCAUCACCGUCAUCUUCUUCGUGGCGGAGAUCGUGGCGGGCUACAUGGGCAACUCGGUGGCGCUGGUGUCGGACUCCUUCAACAUGCUGUCGGACAUCCUGUCGCUGUGCGUCGGGCUGACGGCGGCGCGGGUGUCGCGGCGCGCGGGCUCCGGGCGCUUCUCCUUCGGGCUGGGCCGGGCGGAGGUGGUGGGCGCGCUGGCCAACGCGGUGUUCCUGAUCGCGCUCUGCUUCUCCAUCAGCAUGGAGUCCCUGAAGAGGCUCGCGAUGCCGCAGGCGAUAGACGACGCGCCGCUGGUGCUGAUCGUGGGCUCGCUCGGGCUGGCGGUGAACCUGGUCGGGCUGGUGAUCUUCCAGGACUGCGGCCGGCUGUGCGGGCGGCGGGGCAAGGAGAAGAAGCGGGAGGAGCACCGGGAGGACCGGGAGCAGGAGCUGGAGCAGGUGGAAACAGGCCUGCAGGAGGAGAAGACUGAGAAAGAUGGAGCGCCGCUCAACAUCAGGGGCGUGCUCCUGCAUGUGCUGAAUGACGCUCUGGGCUCAGUGGUGGUGGUCGUGGCCUCGGCUCUGUUCUAUGUGUGGCCGCUGGAGCCGGAUCAGCCCUGUAACUGGCAGUGUUAUGUGGACCCGAGCCUGACGCUGGUGAUGGUGAUCAUCAUCCUGUCCUCCGCCGCGCCGCUGCUCAAAGAAACCACCACCAUCCUGCUGCAGAUGAGCCCCGAGGACCUGCCCGUCAGCGCCAUACUGGAGAGUGUGUGUCGGCUGCCGGGCGUCUCCAGUGUGCACGAGGCUCAUGUGUGGGAGCUGGCGAAGGGCAGGAACGUGGCGUCUCUGCAUGUGAAGCUGCAGGCUCCGGCAGGUGCGCUGUGGGCUCAGGUGUCGCUGCAGCAGCAGAUCACGCAGAUCUUCCACCGCGCCGGCGUGCACAGCCUCACGCUGCAGCUGGAGCUGGCUGACUCGGAUGCGGACUCCUCCUGCAGCGCCCCCUGCCUGUCCUCCUCCUGCCAGAAGCUGUCCUGCUGCCCCGCCGGCCCCGUGUGUGUGUGUGCGCCGCCCAGAGACAGCAGCACGGAGAAACACACACCUCAGGCCUGCACACACAGCUCCAAACUCUAGAGCAGGACUCUCCGCAUUCCUCCUGCAGGAUCUCCUGCGCACCGCAGCUUCAGCAUCUGCAGAUUAUUUAUUACUUCACACUAAUGCAGGAGUGUGUGCUGUGCGGCUCACACACCAACACACACACAACACACACACACAAACCUCAGAUACAGGACCUGCUUUACGACAAUCGAGCUGAUCGUGUGUGUGUGUGUGUGUGUGUUGCUCUCUAUAAUGACGCUUCUAGUGCCUUAAUGUCCAUUUAUAACCGCUCACACUACUAACAUAUGCAACUGAUCCUCCUCAAGACGUCUUCUGUCUGACGUGUGUGUGUGUGUGUGUGUGUGUGUGUGUUUCUGCUUCUGUUGAUCUGUGGUGAAUAUAUGCAGCCGAAGCUCAUCAUCAUCAUCAUCAUCAUCAUCAUCAUCAUCAUCAUCAUUAUCAUCAUCAUCAUCAUCAUCAUCAUCAUCAUCAUCAUCAUCAUCAUUAUCAUCAUCAUCAUCAUUAUCAUCAUUAUCAUCAUUAUUAUUAUUAUUAUUAUUAUUAUUCUGUAGGUCUUCCUGUUUUGAUUAAUCGUCUUCAUUUCUGCUGAUUUAAGAAAAUAAUGUGUUACAAUCAGGGUGUGUGUGUGUGAGAAUAGAAUGUGAUGUCCUGUAACUCUACACACUGCUCUGUCCUCUGUGUGUGUGUGUGUGUGUGUGUGUGUGUGUGUGUUAUUGUUUGAGUAAACUCAGCUGAAUGUA